CAUGCUAAUGGCGCCCGCGCGGGCGGCUCGCCAUUUGGCGCUGUGCUCCGGUCGCCGGCGGAUAUCAUGAGCCGUGCCUGAUGAGCGCCAGGAUGACGAGCCCCGAGCCAACGGACGGCAGCCGCUCGGGCUCACCGGCAUCGCCCGUUCCCUCGGCCGAGGGUACCAACCACAAGCCUCGCCUUUCGUUCAGCAUCAGCCGACUGCUAGGCGACGACAGCGAACGGCGGCCCGACAGCGCUCUGCUCGGACCUUCGCCGCCGCUCGUGUCGGCCGCCGAGAUGCCGGCGCUGGUCGCGGCCGCCCACCUCAGCCCGCUGCACCUGGGCGCCAACGGGACGGUGAUCCGCGUGCCCGCACACCGGCCGGCGCCCAUGGGAGCCUCGGCGGCGUUCCCGUCCUUUCCAUGGAUUGGGCCCACGCACCCGGCCGUCAAAGACCGCCUCCAAGUGCCAUUCGGGCUGCCGAGCGCCAUGCCCCCCGUGCCGCCGCGGAGGAUCGGCCAUCCGUACCAGAACCGGACGCCACCCAAGCGGAAAAAGCCGCGCACGUCGUUCACGCGCAUGCAGAUAUGCGAGCUCGAGAAGCGCUUUCACAAGCAGAAGUACCUCGCCAGCGCCGAGAGGGCAGCUCUUGCCAAACAGCUCAAGAUGACCGACGCCCAAGUCAAAACGUGGUUCCAGAACCGAAGGACCAAGUGGAGAAAAAUCAGCCCUCUUUCAACCUACGCCGCAUUUCCUGAUGAUCUGCGCCAGACGGCGGAGGAGCGUGAGGCGGAGCGGCACGCGGCCAACCGGCUCAUGAUGUCGCUCCAGGCCGAGGUGGUCAGCAAGUCCAUCUACGAGGGCGCCCGGGACUCGUUGUGCAUGAGCAACGCCUCGCUGCACGCCCUCCAGUCACUGCAGCCCUGGGCUUCGGAGGCAGCCGCGGCGAACGCGCUUCACGCAAGCGCCGCCGCGGAACGAGGUGCGGCGGCCGCCGCGUACCUAGCGCAGUCGCCAUCGCUCACCUCGCAGCUCUGCUGAUGGGCCGCCGGCCAGGCUCUGAUCUCGGACUACGGGCAUUACGCGCUAAGCCACCUCGACGCGCCUCUGGGACAAAAAGUGUGCGCACCACGCGGAGCCGGGAAAGCACCGCAUGGUGGUUCGGUGCACGCAUUUGCAAUGGAUUCUCGAGUGGACUGCCCUAAGGCUUCGAUGUGACUGUGACUGUGUACGCGGGGAGGUCGUCGCUAUGCUGGCCACACCGACGGACUGCAUGCCGCGUCGGCUCUCCGCAUUCGCGGCCCAUCCGUUAGCUGCUUUUUCAGUGCACAUGUUAAGGCCUGCAGUGCACGCAAGCCGACCGAUGCGCACUCGGCGUACGCAAGCUGUGAAGUAUAGGGUGCGGAGGUGGGUGUCGCAUGAUAAUGUUGGCGCCAGAUCACAGUGAUCUGCACAAGAUGCAUAUUCUGGCGCCUUAACCGCGUGCCGACGUGCCUCAUCGACACAACAUGCUUUAAGUGAGCUUCUUCAGGCAUUUACUUAACCAAGAUGGCGGACCUCAUGCUACAAGUGCAACGAAUUCGAGACCGUAAGAGCUGAAGAGUGUUCCAGCGCAAUACGUUACACAGACAAGCGAAGUGGCACACACUUGUUUCUUGCGUCCACUUGUUUGUCCGGAUCCUUCAUUCCGCUUGAACGUUCUUCAGCAUGCCUUACCAGCAAGGCUUAUAGCCUUUACGGUGACAGAAACUGAUCCUAGUAUGGUGACACUAGUGCGUAACCCUCAGUUUCCUCAGUGCUGUGAGCGUGAUGUCCACUAUCACGGUUAAGGCAGUCAAGGUGAUUUCGACGGGCGGGGAAGCCAGCUUUACGAGAGAGAGAGAAAGGCAAAAGAAAGACAGGGAGGUUAAAGCUUUACGAGAACGUAGCGUUGUCCUAUAGCACCUAUUUUCUUGGCACGUGUAACUCCGUGUUUGAGCACUCCUUUGACCAUUGUGCUAGCGACUGUCGGCUAGAGUUUCAUAAUGAAGAGCACUUAUUAAGCAACCACAGCUCACCAACAUUGCUUUGUAAAUAUUAAGCAUUUAGAUUAGAUGCUUUAACGUAACUUGUGCUUUCGGCAAAGGAUGUUGACGAAUUAAAUACGUAGGACAGGAAGCUUUAUAAUUCUUGGUAGCUAUCACUCCUUUCUCAAUAAGCGUGCAUCCACUAAAUGCGGAAUCUCUAAUUUUAAGGUCCCGGUCCUCAAGCGUUCAGAGACCUUGUACCUUAAAAACAUACCUAUCGAAGUUAUAUUGAAGCACCAAUAUGAUGCGGUCCAUCCGCGAAGUCGCGUAGAGGGUUUAACUGCGCCUUAACUUAAAGCGACCAAGAACAUACAUACUGUCAUAUGCAAUAGGCGCACAAAAGAGUGCAAAGGCAGCGAGCAGGAUGACGCGCGAGAGAAUUAGUGCAGAAUAGAAAAAUAAACUCGAGCAGGGUGAAGCCGGUAAUACGGGGCGUGAGCAGUUGUUGUUUCCGGAGAGCCGCCGUGAGUGAAGCACGCAUAGCGCGACCUCCCCUUCGGCCUGCGUACCCGUCGCCAGCAGCUGUGUAUAGAAAGACGUCGUCAGCGCUGUACACUCAUUGAAAGUGCCAUGACAGCGACGCGAGGUGUGCAAGAACUGUGUACUAGUCCUCCACGAACACUCUCCGGGCCCGAAAUCAUACAGCAUCCGACGUCGCGAACCCCUUGCAAGAUGAAACCAGUGUCUUCCGCGUCAUGGGACUCUCCGGUGGUGACGACCGUGUUGCCACGCACUCAACACGUGUAAAGCGUUUUCUUGUUUCUUUGUCAGCAUUAUCAUUGUUCCUGUACCUCUGCGUGGCUUUCGGUUUCCUUUCGUGGACUGCGGACGUGACCUUCGUGGCUCUUCCCUCCUAAGGAAAAAAAGCAAGCACCGACUGACUCCCUUUCCUGUCAUUUCUUGUCGUGCUUUUUUUUUGUUCUCUUUCACGCGCCUGGUCCGUUCUGUCAUCAUUAUUACUUUUUUUUUAUCGGCGGCCAGCCCCACAGGCAACCGCUGCAGUGCGCGUUGGAGCCAAAGAAAUGCCAUAGAUGACGCCGAAGCAGCAUAAGGCGAUAUACUCUAGAGUGCGUGCCCCUAAAAGCCGUGUUUUUGUUAUCAGCCGCCGCUGUCUAAAGAGACGACCAUAUUGACUCCGGCUUCGGGAGAUGAACGCUUAGCCGCGUCUGAAGAUUUCAAGCCGCGCAGCAAGGCGUACGCCGGAUGGCUUCGGCGAUGUGGGGACAGUCGCCUCAUUUCUUGUUGGUACUAUUUUGCCCGUCCGGGUGCACCACGACUGCCGCUCUACCGGACAGUUUUGCAGGCGGGUACAAGUAGCCGCGUCACGAAGCCAACGAGUCUUGUAGAAUGCACUGUUGAGAGAUUCGCUGCAAGCGAAUGUAGCCUGUUAUGUACAUUAAAGCCCUUUUCUAGGCCGUGCUGUACCAUACGAAACCAUAUGAAAUGCGAAGAACCCGCUGGCAAACAAGUAAACAAUGAAUUUUUUCUUCUUUUUCUUUACGCCCAGUACUUUCUUAAAUAUAAAGAGCAGAGAUAACGAUCAAGGUAUUAAGACACGGCAGAGCUACUAAAAUAUGCGGCAUGAUUACUUCAAUAUUGCAGAGAAAUUCACGAACAGCAUAAAAUUGGCAGUUGAUAGUCAUAUUUAAAGCGUUUGUAUACAUAUUAAUAACUGCGCUGAAUAAGAUAGGCUUCCUAAAACGCAUUCUUCCUUAGGCGUUUAUUUGCUCUGACGGAGUUAAGGUCCGCACUGGAAUAAUACUAUUAUGCACGGCUCUCGAUCAGAAGGUUUAGAACGUUGUCAUGUAUUAUAUUUGUAAUAUUUACAUCAUAAUAAACUCAUUCCGUACGCAUGA
Molecule: messenger RNA, 3906 nt
Organism: Dermacentor andersoni
Lineage: Eukaryota; Metazoa; Arthropoda; Arachnida; Ixodida; Ixodidae
Product: T-cell leukemia homeobox protein 3-like
Biological process (GO): animal organ development; regulation of transcription by RNA polymerase II
Cellular component (GO): nucleus
Molecular function (GO): RNA polymerase II cis-regulatory region sequence-specific DNA binding; DNA-binding transcription factor activity, RNA polymerase II-specific
Source: RefSeq, a predicted model, not a curated record